This is a messenger RNA of Nanorana parkeri, 2832 nucleotides long. It is a transcript of the gene ZNRF3, whose product is annotated as zinc and ring finger 3. Bases 92 to 2656 code for a protein of 854 amino acids. The record is from RefSeq and is a predicted model, not a curated record. The transcript is spliced from 9 exons. NCBI's taxonomy places the organism in Eukaryota, Metazoa, Chordata, Amphibia, Anura, Dicroglossidae. Gene Ontology annotation, biological process: Wnt receptor catabolic process; negative regulation of canonical Wnt signaling pathway; ubiquitin-dependent protein catabolic process. Gene Ontology annotation, molecular function: ubiquitin protein ligase activity; frizzled binding.
UUGUGUCUGGGGAGCCCCGAAUCGUGCUGCAGUCGGUCGGCUCCCCCCCCAGUGACAAGUCGGAAAUGAUGUUCCCGUCCCAUCCUGCCAGAUGAAGGAGCCGAGGAUCCCGGGGAGCCUGGCCCUGGGCUGGCUGGGGCUAGUGCUGGCCCUGGCCCCCGGGGGCUCCCUCGCUGAGGAGACUGCCUUUGUGGAAGUGGUUCUGUUCGAGUCCAUUCCUAAUGGAGAUUAUAAAACCCACACUACUGAGUUACAGGGGAGGUUCUCCCGGGCUGGAGCCACCAUCAGUGCAGAGGGGGAGAUCGUACAGAUGCAUCCACUGGGACUUUGCAACAACAACGAUGAAGAAGAUUUGUACGAGUAUGGCUGGGUUGGGGUGGUGAAGCUGGAACAACCUGAAAUGGAUCCGAAGCCUUGUCUAACUGUCUUGGGAAAGGCAAAGCGAGCCGUUCAGAGAGGUGCUACAGCUGUUAUAUUUGAUGUCUCCGAUAAUCCUGACGCAGUGGAACAGCUGGACCAAGGCUUAGAGGACCCCUUGAAAAGGCCAGUUGUGUACAUGAAAGGCAUGGAUGCUAUUAAACUCAUGAACAUCGUCAACAAGCAAAAAGGUGCCAGAGCGAGGAUUCAGCACCGGCCUCCUCGGCAACCAACUGAAUAUUUCGACAUGGGUAUAUUUCUGGCCUUUUUUGUUGUGGUGUCCCUGGUCUGCCUUAUUCUUCUUAUCAAGAUCAAAUUAAAGCAGAGAAGAAGUCAGAACUCACUGAACAGGAUGGCUGUUCAGGCACUAGAGAAAAUGGAGACCAGAAAAUUCAAAGCAAAGGGCAAAGUGCCCCGAGAGGGGAGUUGCAGUGGCCUUGACACCCUUAGUAGCAGUUCCACCUCUGACUGUGCCAUUUGCUUAGAAAAAUACAUAGAUGGAGAGGAGCUGAGAGUCAUUCCUUGCACACAUCGGUUUCACAAGAGGUGCGUGGACCCCUGGCUUUUACAGAACCACACCUGUCCUCAUUGUAGGCACAACAUUAUAGAACAAAAGAAAGGAGGUCAUGGUGCCAUAUGUAUGGAGAGUACAAGCAUUAACAGCCGACAUCAACAGCAGCAGAGAGUCAUUCUACCAGUUCAUUAUCCAGGACGCGUGCAAAGGACUGGACCCAUCGCUGCAUAUCCAACUCGCACCAGCAUGGGCCCACAUGGCAAUCCCAUCACGGUACUUACUGUGGAACGGCCAAUGGAGCCUGAGCUAUGCCCUGCCCGGACACCUGCUUUUCUGGCAGGAUACAGACCUGUAUCACUGGAUCAGUCAUCUACAGGACAUCAUUGUGACCUGGAGCACCCUCCAUUUCCAGCCCCACAAACUAGUCAUGGCUUCCGCCGUUCUAAAUAUAGUGGGAGAGGUUUUAACACUGCCACUUGUUAUUCUCAAUAUGAGACCAUGUAUCAGCACUACUACUUCCAAGGUCUGAGCUACCCACACCACCAGGAAACCACAGGGGGUAGCCAGAACUCCAGAGGAGUAGAAAAGGGCCUGAAUCAUCCCUUUCAGACAGGUACUAACUUGUUAUACCAGCCUGCACCUGCCGUGAUGCACAUGGCACCACAUUCAGCUGGUGGGAGCUGCUACCUACACAGCCAGCAUCAACAUCGCUCUGUAUGCAGUGGCUACUUAGCUGAUGUUCCCUGCAGUGACAGUAGCUCCAAUUCCAGUGCAGGCUCUGCUCAGGGGCAUGCAUCAUCUAGUGACUCCAUGCUUGACUGCACGGAGGCUAGCAACCAGGGAGUGUAUGGUAGCUGCUCCACCUUUCGAAGCUCUCUUAGUAGUGACUUUGACCCUUAUGUAUACAGGAGUCGCAGCCCUGCAAGGACUGGAGGAGGGGAAGCUAUAGGUUUUGGGGGGGAAUCUGUGACAGGACUUGGAAGAGGUAGAGUGGAUUGCAGACCUCAUCAGACCUUUCCAAAUUCUUCCUCACGGGACCGUCUGUCCAGCUGCAGCUUGGAGAUGAAUUACAGCAGCAAUUCUUCACUGGAAAGGCGAGGGGCAGCCUUGGUUUCUGGGGUAAUCCCAGAUACCUCUUGCUCCAUCUCACAAGGUGUAAGAGACUGGCGGGGGCCUGACCAGGGCUGCCCCUGCUGCUGUCAGAGGCCGGCUGGGGAUCCCGGUCCAGAAUGCACAACGUUGUUCUUGGGUCCAGAACCUCAGCAAGCAGCUGCCGCACCCUCCAGUGGAGGCUUGUACAGUGUUACCUCCAGCCUUUUACAUCGGACAGAGCCAGGGACAGUACUUGGCCACUCUGCCCGGCCCUGCUGCCUCUAUGAGGAGAAUCACGGAAGCUGCUACACUGAGGACUAUGCAGUCAGCAUUCAGUACGCCCUGGCAGAGGCAGCAGCGGCUGCAGCUGCUGCUGCAGUAGCUGGAUGUGAGCCUGGUCAACCUAUCCCCAUCAUUCCCGAGGACCCUGGCUGUGAGGGUGGCCUGGACUGUGUUGGACAUGUCUCCUGGGAAAUGGAGGGUGAUGAUGAAGAUGAAGAGGAGGUACUGUACUGCCAAGAAGGACCUUGCUGUGCAUUAGUAGAGGAGACACGUGCUCUCUGUCGAAGCACAGGGGCAGAGGGACCUGGAAAUGUCACAGGCCAAGACUGCCACCCAAAAGAGAAAGACUGACCAUUAUGGGUACCGACCUCUAGGACUAGAAUGGAGCUUGUGGGAUCUUUUAUGAACUUUAUUUAUAGGAAGAAAUAAAUCACACUUAUUAUGGUUUUCCCAACAACCGCCACCAAACUCGCAAACUUCUGGAAUUCACCAUACCGUACAACCACUUUUACUUGCUUUAUUCCUUG